Messenger RNA from Durusdinium trenchii, 1485 nucleotides. The record is from the annotation of a GenBank genome assembly. Lineage: Eukaryota; Dinophyceae; Suessiales; Symbiodiniaceae.
AUGAUUCACCGGGUGCGUAUACUACGUUUGUUGAGGGCCAAGGGGACCAAAGCUUUGAGGAAAGCACGGCAAAUGAGCAAGCUGAGCAUUGAGGAGCGGAGGCGCCAAACCCUUGCUCCACAGGCAUCGGAUCCAGCAGCUGCUACAGUGCAUGUUGCUGAGAGCUCCAGCGCACAGGCCGCUGGCAAAAUCAGUCCUAGUGCGAAUGCAGGCACACUGAUUGAUAGCAUUGAUACGGCAGAGGCAGAGGUCACCCCUUCCAUCAGUUCAUGCCAGGCACAGCAGAGUGCUGCCUGUAAUGCAAAGAUUGACCGUCCUGCUGGCAUUGAUUCCAGCGAUGCUUUUCAGCCACAGCCACAGCCGGAGCCACCACAGCAUGGCACCCAUGUCCGGAAGCAGAUUGACAUCAAUGUGGGUGCUAAGGCUAAGGCUGUUGAUGCCAGUCAACCAUGUCAGCUGGAGACAAGUUCUGCCACCAUUGGUCCUACCCUCUUGGAUGAUUCCGCUGCUCCAGCUUCUAUGGAUGACCCAACCACAACUUCGGACCAGCAGACUCAACACAAUGCCAGACCGGAAACUGAAUCAAGCACCAACAGGCCCAAAAAACAGUUGAGCAAGAACGAUUCAGCAGACUCUGCUCACUCUAAUCACUCUGGCCUUUCAGCUGCUCUGUCACACUUUUGCAAGGACUUUUUGGCUGAUGAGACUGGUGAGACUGGUGGUGAUAAAGCAAAGCCUGCAACACCAAACGGUGGUCCUGAAAUCCAACAUGUAAAGCCCAUUGGGUUUGUGGAUGGCAUGGACGGCAUCAAUGAAGCAUUUGGCUUCUGGGACCAUGCCCUUGAUGUUCUGGUCCAAGGUCAAGAUGAGGAUGAUGCUGUCAACACACUGGAAGGUUUAGCAAACUCUUUGCAGGAAGACUCCCUAUCCACGGCAUUUUCUGGAAUUAGAUCACCAGAAACCGCAAUGGCUCUUUUGCGAAAUCGGCUCAGCUCAAGGCUUGGCAGGGAAGUUGCAAAUCAGAAUGGUCGCUUGCAGCACUCAAUUGAGUGGAACUCCCAUUCUCAAGCAGAAUGUAUUGUGGGUGCAGAUCUGGAUGACAGCUGCGUGUUUGGUGACAUAGCUCAAUUCUACGUGGAGUCCAUUCGUUCAAACGUCUUGCCAGAACUUCUGAACCAUCCAGCUAUGGCCAUUGCGGCCCUCACCCCGCUCAUUAUGUACUACUACCUCCACAAGUUUGGCCAUGUUGCGGACAAGCUGCUCCCAAUCCCGAAUGAAUUGGACCAGGAGUUGAAGUGGGCUCAGGGAAGGCCACAAAGUCAAGCUGCUUCCUGGGAGCCCUUGUCAAUGACAAGUGAUGAUGAGCCCUUUUUGAGUGCGCUCACUUGCAGUGAAGAGCGCUACAGACUGCCCUAUGCAGCUGAGCAUCCACAGCAAGCAUGGCAGCUCAACCAGAACCCAGAUGCUGGUUUUGGUGCUACUUGA